This is a messenger RNA of Morus notabilis, 1916 nucleotides long. RefSeq names its product wall-associated receptor kinase-like 20. Gene Ontology annotation, biological process: protein phosphorylation. The transcript has a single exon. The coding region runs from base 1 to 1896 and encodes 631 amino acids. The record is from RefSeq and is a predicted model, not a curated record. Gene Ontology annotation, molecular function: protein kinase activity; ATP binding. Lineage: Eukaryota; Viridiplantae; Streptophyta; Magnoliopsida; Rosales; Moraceae.
AUGGCCAACACAAGCAAAAAACUUGUCUCCCUCUUCACCUACUUCCUCUGCCUUCUUGGUCUGAGCCAUUACUGUUCUUCCCAAAAGACUUGUCCACCUUGUGGCCCCAUACAAGUCCCAUAUCCUCUAAGCACAAACCCGAACUGCGGCGACAAAGAUUAUACACUUCGUUGUGAUCCCUUCUCUAAGAAACUUUACUUUGAUGCCCUUAAUGGAACUACUUAUGUUGUACUAAGAAUCAUGGCACAACUUCAACGCCUUGUUGUAAGGCCAUCACCAUGGCUGCCUGGCAAAUGUGUGACUCGGGACAUGGAGGUAGGUGAAGGCCUGUGGUUAAACCAGUCCCUUCCCUUCAACAUCACUUCCUCCAACACAAUCUUCCUCCUCAACUGUUCUCCUCGCCUGCUGGUCUCUCCCCUGAACUGCACCCCUUCUAGCCUAUGUCACCGCUACUUGGAGAGCUCGGGACAUGUCGAUUCAAAGCGAGCUUUCCAAUGUGCGAGUGACCUUGAUCCUUGUUGCACAUUCAUCGCUGGUGGGAUGCCUUCCGCCUACAAGAUAAGGCUUCACAGUUCUGGUUGUAGAGCCUUCCGAAGCAUCCUUCAUUUGGACAUGGAAAAGCCCGCAAAUCUGUGGGAAGAAGGGUUGGAGAUUCAAUGGGCCCCUCCACAAGAACCAGUUUGUAAGACACAACAAGAUUGCUCUGGCGCUUCCAAAUGUUCUCCUGCAGGAAAUAGUGGUGUUUUUCGCUGCAUAUGCAAUAGGGGAUACCAAUGGGACCAUUCUCUUGGAACUUGCUUGAGAAAGAAGAGAAGUGCAAAAGUCGGCCUUAGUUUAAAGGUCUCAAUUGGGGUGAUCUCCUUUUUCUCUCUAGCUUUGGUUAUGACUCUAGUUAGAGUAAGAAAGUCCUGCAGAUUGUCUUCUAAACGCACGAAGCUUGCCAAGGCGAGAGAAGAAAUGUUGGAGUGCCAUGGAGGGAAGUCUGCCAAGGUGUUCAACCUGAAAGAAGUGAAGAAAGCAACAAAUGGAUUUUCCAAAGACAGGAUUCUAGGAAGUGGGGGUUUCGGAGAAGUCUAUAAAGGCGAGCUCCAAGACGGGACUAUUGUUGCUGUCAAGUCUGCUAAAGUGGGAAACAUCAAGAGCACAGAACAAGUACUAAACGAAGUUGGGAUUCUUUCCCAAGUUAAUCACAAGAACCUGGUUAAACUUUUGGGUUGUUGCAUCUAUUCGGAGCAGCCAUUGAUGAUUUACGAAUAUGUAUCAAACGGAACUCUUCAUGCCCAUUUACAAGGUAAGUAUCCCACCUUCUUGGAUUGGAAAACUAGGCUGAGAAUAGCUCUACAAACCGCAGAAGCGUUGACUUAUUUACACUCCUCUGCACAUACUCCAAUCUACCAUAGAGACGUCAAGUCGACUAACAUACUUCUCGACGAUUGCAUGAACGCAAAAGUAGCGGAUUUUGGGCUCUCCAGAUUGGCUUCUCCAGGUCUGAGUCAUGUCUCAACAUGUGCUCAAGGAACACUUGGUUACUUAGACCCCGAAUACUACAGAAACUACCAGUUAACUGAUAAGAGUGAUGUUUAUAGUUAUGGGGUUGUGUUGCUUGAGCUUCUCACAUCCCAAAAGGCCAUAGAUUUCUCUCGUGAUCAAGAUGAUGUGAAUUUAGCAACUUAUGUGAGAGGGAGAGCCAAAAGUGAUGCAAUACUGGAAAUAGUUGAUCAAAGGCUAAUGCAAGAGGAAAAGCCUUCUUCAAGUGAUGUUUUGACAAGCUUAAAGCUCGUUCUAGAGCUUGCACUUUCAUGUUUAAGGGAGAAGAAGGAAGAUAGGCCUACCAUGAAGGAAGUAGUUCAGGAACUCCAACGUAUUAUUCAAAUUGUAAAUCAAGAAAGUGUGUGAAUUAGGUUAGGUUAGUAUUG